AUGCCAUCCACUAUCACUUUUCCAGAUUACUCUCAACAACCGCCACUAGACAUUGAUGAUAUAUCAAGUUAUUUUGAAUUUGAACAAUUACCCUACUUUUUGAUUCCAACCGAUUUGUUAUAUUCGACCGAUCUAUCUUAUUCAACCGAUUUUUUAAAAUACUUCGAUUUGAAAAUGAAUGGUGUUGACCAAUCUUCUUCCAUGUCGUUGAUGUCACUAUCUUCGAACAUUUCUCUUAAUUUCGACAACGAUAACGAUAAGAUUACACGAUCGUGCUCUCCCAUGUUACAAAAUUCUUUUUCUACUACAAGUACCUUGAUUUAUGCCGGGAUGAAUAGUACAGCUGCAAACACCGCUGUUGAUACAACUCUUCGUCAGCUACCAUCUUCUUCCUCUUCGCUUAGUCUUCCAACUUUUUCUUCUAUCAAUCUGCAACAGGAAGAGCACUUGCAAACUUCGUCUUCCCCUCUAACAGCUGUUUCUGAAAUUUGUCAAGAGCAAAAAGUGAUAGAACAACAACAAAGAGGACAAGAAAAGACUGAAAGCAAAGAGUUAUCAAUACAACGAGAACAGCAACCACAUUUACAAAUAUAUCAAAAUAUUCCGGCAUCUCAAAAAAUGAAUAACUUUGGGACGAAUCCUCCUCUAUUAUUAUCAUCAUCGCAGACCAAUGCAAAUUUUACUGCCAAUAUUAAUUUCAUACCUCAGCGAUAUACGUAUCAUCAACAACAAUUACAGCAACCACAUCAGAUUACGAAUAAGCAAACAUCACCACCUCAUCAUUAUGCACCAAUGAUUAAAUCUUGCUGGACACUUCCGAAACCAAAUCUAAAUACUGCUACAACUAAUGGUAACUCGACUUCAUCACAAAAAACCUCCUCGCCUAGAUCUAUUAAUUCUAGCAAGAUCAAUAACAAUAAUGUUACUACAAGACCACAAUUUUCUUACAGCGGACCACCAAAAAGCUACUAUUCACGAUUACCGUUGUAUGAUCGUCCUUUCAAAUGCGAUCAAUGUCCACAAAGUUUCAACAGAAAUCAUGAUUUGAAACGCCAUAAAAGGAUUCAUUUGGCGGUGAAACCUUAUCCAUGUUUAUACUGUGAGAAACAAUUUAGCCGAAAAGAUGCAUUAAAACGACACAUUCUUGUCAAAGGGUGCAAAAAUAACGACAAUGGCAGCAACAACGAUGCUGUCAGCAAAUAA
This is a messenger RNA of Ambispora leptoticha, 1203 nucleotides long. The record is from the annotation of a GenBank genome assembly. NCBI's taxonomy places the organism in Eukaryota, Fungi, Glomeromycota, Glomeromycetes, Archaeosporales, Ambisporaceae.